This is a messenger RNA of Capra hircus (goat), 1718 nucleotides long. It is a transcript of the gene HAPLN2, whose product is annotated as hyaluronan and proteoglycan link protein 2. Bases 207 to 1229 code for a protein of 340 amino acids. The transcript is spliced from 7 exons. Gene Ontology annotation, molecular function: hyaluronic acid binding. Gene Ontology annotation, biological process: cell adhesion. The record is from RefSeq and is a predicted model, not a curated record. NCBI's taxonomy places the organism in Eukaryota, Metazoa, Chordata, Mammalia, Artiodactyla, Bovidae.
ACAGACAGAGGGGGCUGGACAGAAGGGGUCAGGUUUCUUGAAGCAAGUGGAGGUCCUGGAAGUCUGGUUCCCACCUUGACAGCCUCUUCCCAUAGGCAAUGCGCACCCAGGUGACGGAGGGCAGAGCAGGACCAAAAGCUGCCAAUCACUGCACCCGCCAUCUCUGUGAAGAGGUCCACUUCUAACAGACUGGGCUGACUCCCAUCAUGCAAGGCAGGAUCAGCCUCCCCACUCUCUGCCACUUCCUUCUCCCUUGGGCCUUCACCAUCUUCCACAGAGCCCUGGGGAGCCAAGCACCCAACCCUGGCCCCCACUACCUCCUGCCCCCCAUCCACGAGGUCAUUCACUCUCGUCGUGGGGCCACGACCACGCUGCCCUGCGUCCUGGGCGCCCCGCCUCCCAGCUACAAGGUGCGCUGGAGCAAAGUGGAGCCCGGGGAACUCCGGGAAACGCCCAUCCUCAUCACCAACGGACCGCACGCCCGGGGCUACGGGCCCCUGGGGGGGCGCGCCAGGAUGCGAAGAGGGCAUCGGCUGGACGCCUCCCUGGUCAUCGCGGGCGUGCGCCUGGAAGACGAGGGCCGGUACCGCUGUGAGCUCAUCAACGGCAUCGAGGACGAGAGCUUGGCGCUGACCCUGCGCCUGGAGGGUGUGGUGUUUCCGUACCAGCCCAGCCGGGGCCGGUACCAGUUCAAUUACUACGAGGCGAAGCAGGCGUGCGAGGAGCAGGACGGACGUCUGGCCACCUACGCCCAGCUGUACCAGGCGUGGACCGAGGGUCUGGACUGGUGCAACGCGGGCUGGCUGCUCGAGGGCUCCGUGCGUUACCCUGUCCUCACGGCGCGCGCGCCCUGCGGUGGCCGAGGUCGGCCCGGGAUCCGCAGCUACGGGCCCCGCGACCGGAAGCGCGACCGCUACGACGCCUUCUGCUUCACCUCCGCGCUGUCAGGUCACGUGUUCUUCGUGCCCGGGCGGCUGACGCUGUCUGAAGCCCACGCGGCCUGCCGGCGGCGCGGGGCCGUGGUGGCCAAGGUCGGGCACCUCUAUGCCGCCUGGAAGUUCUCCGGGCUGGACCAAUGCGACGGCGGCUGGCUGGCGGACGGCAGCGUGCGCUUCCCCAUCACGACGCCUCGGCCGCGCUGCGGGGGCCUCCCGGAUCCCGGAGUGCGCAGCUUCGGCUUCCCCAGACCCCAGCAGGCGGCCUAUGGGACCUACUGCUACUCCGAAUAGGGGCCCUCCGCACCCCUUCCAGGAGAAGGAAAUGGCAACCCACUCCGGUGUUCUUGCUUGGAGAAUCCCGGGGACGGGGGAGCCGGGUGGGCUGCCGUCUAUGGGGUCACACAGAGUCGGACACGACUGAAGUGACUUAGCAGCAGCAGCAGCAGCACCCCUCCAGCGCGCGCGACAAAGCCUGGGAGCCGUGGCGGGGGUCUCUCGCCACUUUCCCGAGAGCCUCCCCUUCCAUCGGACGAGGAGCUGCUCCUCCUGACCAGCCUUCUCGACCGAAGGCUGCGGGCCGAGGAUCCCGGCGGGCCCGGCGUCGGGGAGGGGAAGUGGCGGCGCCCCGGGCGGUAGUGCGCAGCUACGAACCUCUGACCCGAGGCGGUUCGCGCCCCCCGACCCCGCAGCAGACGAUGCAGCCACGGCUAGGUGACGGGAGAGGCGUCCAAGGGGCAUUAACUGACUUCUAUCCGGCAAUAAAAUAACCUGAGGACUUUU